Messenger RNA from Quercus robur (English oak), 1792 nucleotides. RefSeq names its product beta-glucosidase 46-like. Lineage: Eukaryota; Viridiplantae; Streptophyta; Magnoliopsida; Fagales; Fagaceae. Gene Ontology annotation, molecular function: beta-glucosidase activity. The transcript is spliced from 12 exons. The record is from RefSeq and is a predicted model, not a curated record. The coding region runs from base 133 to 1710 and encodes 525 amino acids. Gene Ontology annotation, biological process: carbohydrate metabolic process.
AAAAUGACAGAUUCCACCUAAGAAACCACACACACGCUAACAAACACAACCUCUCUCAUAUUAUACAAAGCAUGCAUUUGCAUUUAUAGACCCACUUUAGUUAUAGCAAAAGCCUGAAAGGCUCGGAUUGCCAUGGGAACUUCUACAAUUCAUAAACCUAUUCUUCUCAUACUGCAGAUGUUCAUUUCACCUCUCAUAAUAUUAUGUGGUGACACAACUUUAGCCAAAAGCUUGGGUCAAUCUUCAUUUCCCAGCUACUUUCUCUUUGGAACUGCCUCAUCUGCUUAUCAGUUUGAAGGUGCUUAUUUAAGUGAUGGUAAAGGUUUAAACAACUGGGAUGUGUUCUCUCACAAACCAGGUAACAUAAUUGAUGGAAGUAAUGGAGAUCUUGCAGUGGAUCAUUAUUAUCGGUAUAUGGAAGACAUAGAGUUGAUGGGAUCGCUAGGAGUGAACAGUUAUCGCUUCUCAAUAUCAUGGGCUAGAAUCUUACCUGCGGGCAGAUUUGGAGAAGUUAAUUUGGCUGGAAUUGACCACUAUAACAAGCUCAUUGAUGUUCUCCUACUUAAAGGGAUCCAACCAUUUGUUACUUUAAACCACUUCGAUAUACCUCAAGAACUUGAGGAUAGGUUUGGAGGAUGGCUUAGUCCGGAAUCACAGGAAGAAUUUCGACAUUUUUCUGAUACUUGUUUUAAAUCUUUUGGGGACCGAGUGAAGUAUUGGGCAACCUUCAAUGAGCCAAAUCUCCAAGUCACAAGUGGUUACCGCUCAGGUAUAUAUCCACCAGCUCGUUGCUCAAGCCCAUUUGGAAAUUGUAAUGAUGGGGAUUCAGAGAAGGAGCCGUUUGUAGCAGCCCAUAAUAUUAUCCUAUCACAUGCAGCUGCAGUUGAUAUUUUUCGAAGCAAAUACCAGAAAAUACAAGGAGGUAUGAUUGGGAUUGUCUUAUAUGCUGCAUGGUUUGAACCUAUUAGCAACUCCACAGCAGACACGUCAGCUGCUAAACGAGCUCAAUCCUUUUUAACAAACUGGAUCUUGGACCCAAUUAUAUUAGGGAGAUAUCCAUCAGAGAUGAAUGACAUUCUUGGAUCCAACUUACCAGAAUUUUCAAACAACGACAAGGACAAACUGAAGAACGGAUUGGAUUUUAUUGGCAUCAAUCACUACACCAGUUACUAUGUCCAAGACUGCAUCUCCUCCAAAUGUGAGCCUGGACCAGGGAUUUCAAAGACAGAAGGUUUUUACCUACAGAGUUCACAAAGAAAUGGUGUCCCCAUUGGAGAAUAUACUGAUCUAGAUUGGUUAAAUGUUUACCCGCAAGGAUUGGAGAAAACCAUUACCUAUAUAAAGGAAAGAUAUAAUAAUACACCCAUGUUCAUUACAGAAAAUGGGUAUGGCGAAGUCUACAAUCCAAAUUCCACCAUUGAAGAUUUCCUCCAUGAUGUCAGAAGAGCGAACUACAUAGCUGGCUAUCUAGAUGCACUAUCGGUGGCAAUAAGAAAAGGAGCAGAUGUGAGGGGUUACUUCGCUUGGUCCUUGCUUGACAACUUCGAGUGGAUAUUUGGAUAUACAGUAAGAUUUGGACUUCACCACGUUGAUCAUGCCACACUGAAGAGAACUCCAAAAUUGUCAGCAAGUUGGUACAAACAGUUCAUCACUAAGCAUAAGGUUGUAACCUUAAUGCCAGGACCUAAUCAACAAAAGUUCCAGUAUUAAUGUAUUCCUUAUGUUUUUGUGUUUUAAAGUAUAAAGAAAGAACAAGGAAAUUUGCUAAUACUAUUCUUUAGCAUUUACCUCA